Molecule: messenger RNA, 1911 nt
Organism: Salarias fasciatus (jewelled blenny)
Lineage: Eukaryota; Metazoa; Chordata; Actinopteri; Blenniiformes; Blenniidae
Product: protein MTSS 1-like
Exons: 14
Coding region: 1-1911 (636 amino acids)
Biological process (GO): positive regulation of actin filament bundle assembly; adherens junction maintenance; plasma membrane organization
Cellular component (GO): actin cytoskeleton; cytoplasmic side of plasma membrane
Molecular function (GO): phospholipid binding; actin binding
Source: RefSeq, a predicted model, not a curated record
AUGGAGGCGGGGAUGGAGCGGGAGAGCAGCGCGCUGGGGGGGCUCUUCCAGGCGCUGAUGGCUGACAUGAAGGGCAGCUAUCCAGUGUGGGACGACUUCAUCAGCAAGGCCAGCAAGCUGCAAGCACAACUGAGGACCACGGUGGUGGCGGUCGUCUCCUUCCUGGACGCCUUCCAGAAGGUGGCCGACCUGGCGGCCGGCAGCAGAGGAGGGACCCGGGACAUCGGAUCAGCGCUCACCAGGAUGUGCAUGAGGCACCGCAGCAUCGAGGCCAAGCUCCGCCAGUUCUCCAUGGUGUUUGUGGACUGUCUGAUCAACCCUCUCCAGGAGCAGAUGGAGGAGUGGAAGCGAGUCGCCAACAGUCUGGACAAAGACCACGCCAGAGAGUAUAAGAAGGCCCGUCAGGAGAUCAAGCGGAGGUCGUCCGACACGCUGAAGCUGCAGAAGAAGGCCAGGAAAGCUGAUCUGUUCGGCCGUGGGGACCUGCAGCCCCAGCUGGACUCGGCCCUGCAGGACGUGUCGGAGCGCCUGGUCCUGCUGGAGGAGACGGAGAAGCAGGCGGUGCGCAGGGCGCUGCUGGAGGAGCGCGGCCGCUUCUGCGGCUUCGUGGCCAUGCUGCGGCCCGUCCUGGAGGAGGAGAUGUCCCUGCUGGGGGACGUCAGCCACCUGCAGACCCUGACGGAGGACCUGAAGACCCUCACCAUGGACCCUCACAAGCUGCCCCCCUCCAGCGAGCAGGUGAUCCUGGACCUGAAGAGCUCGGACUGCUCCUGGUCCUACCAGACCCCGCCCUCCUCGCCCAGCGCCACCGUGUCCCGGAAGUCCAGCAUGUGCAGCAGCCUGAACAGCGUGACCAGCAGCGACUCUCGCUCCAGCGGCUCCCACUGCCCCUCCCCCUCCGGCCUCUUCCGCCACCGCGCCUCGUCCUCGUCCUCCUCGGCGCCGCCUCAGCAGACGCCGGCCCGCCUCUCGUCCGUCUCGUCCCACGACUCGGGCUUCCUGUCGCAGGACGCCUUCCAGUCCAAGUCUCCGUCCCCGAUGCCCCCCGACUCCCUGCAGGUACCGAACCCUCCUGCAGGUCUGCUGCCGGACUGGGCCAGACCGGGUCCGUACGACCAGCUGGGGGGAAACACACUGAGGAGCAGCAGCGUCCAGAACCCGGAGGAGCCGCCCGGGGUCAAAGGUCACGCUGAGACGUCACCCAGGGGGGACCGGGCAGCCCAUGAGGAGCUGGCCCGGGUUCUGGCCCGGGGCCUCCGUUUGGACCUCCAGUCUCUGCAGGGCUCCAGCGGCUACAGCAGCCAGACCAACACUCCCUGCUGCUCCGAGGACGCCGCCGCCUCGCAAGUGUCGGACUGUGACUACUGCUCCAUCGGCGGCGAUCCGGACGGCGAGCCGCCGCCGCUGUCAGACGUGGAUAAAUCCUCCGCCGUCCCGCCGCCAUACCGCCACAUGUUUCAGUCCAGACGCCCCGCCUCCGCCGCCGGCUCGUCCUCCGCCCCCUCCGCCGCUGUCACCCCGGGGGUCGCCACCAUCCGACGGACGCCAUCCUCCAAACCCAACCUCCGGCGGCCCCCCGGGGGCCUCAGCCUGGGCCCCAUCCCCAUCAAGCCCCCGAUGAUCCCGGUCAAGACCCCCACCGUGCCCGAGCAUCCCGCCUUCCCCUGCAGCGCCCCGCAGCCCCCGCCCGGCCCCCCGGCCACGCCGGCGGCGGCGGCGCCCAGGGGCGUUCCCUGGGAGGUGAAGCACCGGGCCGAGGCGCCGGACCCCCCCGGCGGGCGCCGCCGCCUGCCGGAGCUGCCGGAGGAGGUGGAGUGCGGCGAGGCGGAGGACUACCUGGCCGCCAUCCGGCGAGGCGUCCGGCUGAGGAAGACCUCCACCGACGACCGCUCGGCGCCCGCCGUCCGCUGA